AUGCACUCUGCACCCUUGGCAGAUGACCUCUGCCAGCUGGUAGAGACACCCCUCGAGGAAGACUUCUUCGAAGAAUACCUUCAACUCCUAGCAGCUCUCCUACCAAGCUACUACCCACCCGCCGCCCACCUCACAAUCUGCGCAACGCUCCUCGUUCACCCAAAAACGCGCCAAGUUGUCCUUGAAGAUGGUCAACUUGCACCGGUCGGCGGUAAAGAGAUGGAUGCCAAACCACUGCCUGGCGGUGCGCGUCGUAAACCAAAACCAACACAGCCCAUCAAGAGCGAACCUUUCCGAAUUUCCGCACAGCUCGCUGAACGCGCUGAGCGGAUCUUACUCAGGACACUAGAGAGGCAUGGAUCAGUGCCUUUUACAGGCGUGCUUGGAUUCAGUGCUGUAACGGUCUUGCAAUCAACAGGUCGUCGGAAAGCGAGGAAAGCAGCACCACGCGAAACAGGUCGGUAUGGCGUUGCGUCCAUGCUGGCACAAGGUGGAUUCGUGUCUGACGACGAACAGGAUCCCAUCUCUAGUGGCAAGAAACGAACACGCGAUUCAAUGGAUGAGCUGCUCUCUGAGGACGAAGAGGAGGGCUACGUACACACAGAGUUUGCCAUGGCCACAACAGAGUCUGUCUUCAACAAAUUUGACUCCUUCUGGGAACUCUUCCGAUGCAGCGUCACCAUCUCUGCACCGGAAAUGUCAACACGCUGGCUCUCCCUAUGUGACAUUCUCAUUCGUGUCCUUGAACAAGAUUGGAAGCAUCGCAAGCAAGCUGCAGCAGGAAUGAGCGCACUUGCAAGUUAUGGCGCUUUAGAUGCCGCUGUCGAGCUAGACCGUGCUUUGAUUGUGGAACUACUCAAACAAGGCGAAAGUAGUGCCCUGACACCCGGCAAACUGGCAAAAGCACUACUGGUGGAUUUACAGUGCGAUCAACUUGAUUGGCCUCAUGACCCCUGGCGACCACAGAGUGACACGCAUAAUCGAAUGGACUCGCCAAGACUAGUGCGAAAGCGCAAUGCGGGACAAAAUGGCAUGUCUGCGCUCGCAUGUGGCGCAGGGCGUGAGGACGCUUGCUUCUCUGACUUUAUUGAACGUUCAGGUGCUGCUGCAACCUUUCCAAAGUCAACAAAAGAGGGGGAGGAUAGCAGUGACGAUGACAGUCCAGGAACAACACACCUUGACUACAACAGUGAUGGUGAUUAUGAAAGCUAUGCCAUCCUGAAGCAUGACUCGGCGGCACUAUGGGGACAUCAAGCGAGUUUGCCACUUCGCAUACGGUUGAUGCAUCUGGUUGCAGAUGCAGCCGCAACGCUCGCUGCUGCUUCAGGUCAACCGACUUCGCUUGGCAAGCGUACAGGGAAACUGCUUCACUUCAAUGAAAACGACUGGCUCAAUGCUCUUGCACAAGAGUCGGCAGGUCCAACAGCCUUGAGUGGUUCAGCAGGUCCAAAGCAUCUCGGACAACUCCUCGCUCUAUUGUCUUGCUGGCUUCAAGAAGCGUUGAGGCAUGACGAAGAGUCUCACAAGCGAGUGGCGCUACAACGAGGCGAGAUGUUGUGUGCCUUGAUGUUGUCACAGUGUAGUACACUCGAUGCACAAGCUGUCGGUGGGAAGGCUAAAGCAGGCGCACCGACACGCAGCAACUUGUUCAAGCAAGGCCUAUUCACGCCUGGUGAGCGUACUGCGGCAUUGAUGGGCGCAAAGACACAGAAUGCGUAUGCUGCAAGAAUAGCCACGAGUGAUUUCACCGCAAGUGGACGAAUUAUCGUGUUGAAGACAUACAUGCUUGUAUUUGGUGCCUUUUUAGGACGUUGCCACGUCGAUGAAUCAACCAAGGACGCAGCAUUUUUGGUGAUGGAUGAGGGACAAUUGGCAACGUACAAGAUGAUCUUGCUGGAGGGACUAAAUCAAGGUCUGCAGGAAGAACACGAUACUCGACGACCUGGCAAGUCUGGCAAAUCUAAUAAGGAACGCAAAUCUGCUGCACCCGUCACGCUGACGCCUGUGUCUGGCUACAGGCGUCGAGAAUUUCGAACCGCCUCGCGAAAGUGUAUCAGGAUGCUCAAUGCUAUCUAG
Protomyces lactucae-debilis is the source of this 2076-nucleotide messenger RNA. RefSeq lists its product as uncharacterized. Lineage: Eukaryota; Fungi; Ascomycota; Taphrinomycetes; Taphrinales; Protomycetaceae. The coding region runs from base 1 to 2076 and encodes 691 amino acids. The record is from RefSeq and is a predicted model, not a curated record. The transcript is spliced from 2 exons.